Messenger RNA from Schizosaccharomyces cryophilus OY26, 1323 nucleotides. Its product is annotated as protein-tyrosine phosphatase Pyp3. The record is from RefSeq and is a predicted model, not a curated record. Gene Ontology annotation, biological process: protein dephosphorylation. Gene Ontology annotation, molecular function: protein tyrosine phosphatase activity. Lineage: Eukaryota; Fungi; Ascomycota; Schizosaccharomycetes; Schizosaccharomycetales; Schizosaccharomycetaceae. Bases 124 to 1044 code for a protein of 306 amino acids. The transcript has 2 exons.
AUUUUCCUCCACCUCCAUUCUCAUACACCCUUUCAUAAACUUGUAAAUUCUUCACCAUCAAAUCAAAGAAUUAGGUAAAAAAGUAAAAAAAAUCUCCAUUAUUUCUUCGAAAUAUUUUCCAAUAUGGGCACCAUGAAAAACAUACCAACUGCUUUAUUAAAUAUCAAUGAGCGUGCUGAUUCUAUUUUGGAACAAUUGAACAAGGAAGAAGCGCUUCAGAUUUAUAAGCGAAUGCCUGAAUUCAAUAGAGAAUCUUCACUCCGAAAUAGGUACAGCAAUAUCUUUCCUUACAAGGAUAAUUAUGUACACCUAAGUCCCAAAUGGGGAUAUACUUGCGACUAUAUGAAUGCUUCUAAUGUUAUUCUUCCUUGCAGACAAUCGUUUAUUGCAACACAGGGUCCUACACUAAAGACAAUUCCUCAUUUUUGGAAGAUGGUAUGGCAAUCCGUUAAUGAUCAUGGAAUCAUCGUCAUGCUUACCAAGUUGCAAGAGGGCCUUCGUACUAAGUGCGAUUUAUAUUGGCCCUCAGAAACCGAGAAAUCGCUACAAGUAGACGGAUUAAAAGUGACUUAUAGUGGAAAAUAUAAAGUGGAGUCCGUCGAUGAUUGUACAGUACGAAAGUUCGUGUUAGAAAAAGGCUUGAAGAAAAAGACAGUGUAUCAUUUUUAUUAUACUGAAUGGUCUGACUUCAAGAGCCCAAAAGCAACCUCUAUUUUUUCUUUAUUACUGUGCGUUAAAUCACUAGCUCAUACAGUCAAAUUCCACAAGUCUCCUAUUGUUGUCCAUUGUUCAGCUGGUUGUGGCAGAACAGGGACAUUUAUGGCACUCUUAGAGCUCGUGAACAGAAUUGAGUUUGAGUAUUCGAGAAAUUACUUGCUGGAAUCCAUACCUGAAAUCGUGUACUGCCUUCGUAUGCAAAGAAUGCAAUCUGUGCAGUCCGCUGAACAACUCAUUUUCUUGUACACCAUUUGCUAUGAACUCCUUCAAAUGCCUUUCCCCAAGGUUCCAAAAUUAGUGCCUCUGGAUUCGACUUAUUCUUCAUAAAGCAAACAUUGACAUUAGUUUGGUCUUCUCAUGGCAACGCAAUCAUUCCAUUACAUGAUUAUUGGAUAUUUUCUUAAAUUUAUCUAUCCUUUUUUUUGUCCUUCAUGAGAAUGCGAUUAUGUCUGAUCUAACGUUUUAGUAGGAGGGACCUCUGUCUAAAUUUUUGAAAUAGAGCUCAAUUCCAUGCCUUCAGAAUGGUCAGAAGAGGUAUAAACGAAACAUAAUCUUACAAACGAGGCUAAGCCCGAACAAUCUUUCACCCUUGAAUCCUUCGAAGUA